Schizosaccharomyces japonicus yFS275 is the source of this 2567-nucleotide messenger RNA. RefSeq names its product U4/U6 X U5 tri-snRNP complex subunit Snu66. The record is from RefSeq and is a predicted model, not a curated record. Gene Ontology annotation, biological process: mRNA splicing, via spliceosome; mRNA cis splicing, via spliceosome. The coding region runs from base 178 to 2043 and encodes 621 amino acids. NCBI's taxonomy places the organism in Eukaryota, Fungi, Ascomycota, Schizosaccharomycetes, Schizosaccharomycetales, Schizosaccharomycetaceae. Gene Ontology annotation, cellular component: U4/U6 x U5 tri-snRNP complex; nucleus. The transcript is spliced from 3 exons.
AAAGAAACUCACCACCAUGAAGCGUAUCCGUCGCGAGUGCCUGGUAAGUACUAACGGGCGUGAGCGUGUCAGAGGCUAAAGUCGACGCGCGAAAAGCUGUACCCAGCUUCAGUGUGAGUAAAUUUGCUUUCAACCAUCAUUUAGCCCACGGCCGGUAACAAAUCAGCUUAUAAGGCCAUGAGUGCUGUAAAUCAGGCAACAGAAUCUCUCUCCAUAGAUGAAACGAACAAACUUCGUAUUUCUCUUGGUCUUAAACCUUUAGAUGUAACAGGUGAAAAAUCAGCGCCAGCCAACAAGGAUGCAACAGAUAAAAAUGAUGAUUACGUUCAAUCACAAAUCCAGGAGGACGAUGCCCUGGAAAAUUGGAAGCGAGAACAGCAACGUGCUGCCGAAGAACAAAAGCAUAAAGAAGCAGAACUUCGGCUGCAAAAGCUGAGGGCAGAAAGGGAGCGAAAGAAACUCCUUCAAAAAAAAUCGCUUGCGGAGCUCUUGGAAGAUGAAGAAGGUGCUGAGGAGGAAGACGCAUUGAGUUGGGUGAAACGCACUCGUUCUCAAGUUCGUAAGUCAGUUUUAUCGCCUUCUUCUACAACAAAAUUGCAGAAACCCGCUUCAACUACGAGUGUCGAUUUGUCUAACAAUUCAACGAGCCCAAAAAACUCUACUCUUGAAGGUGUUCGCAUAGCACACAAUACUUCACAGCUUUCUUCCCCCGAUGGUGUGUAUCUUACACUCCGAGAUGCCAAUGUUCUGGAUAACAACGGUGACGUCUUUGAAAGUGUCAGCCUAGUUGAACAGGAAACGACUGAAAGAAACGUUAAAGAACGAUUACGGCAGCAGAGUUACGUCCCCUACGAAGAUGAAACAACAUUCAAUGGCAGUGCAUUGCUUCCACAGUACUCUAAUGAAAAAAAUCAAGGACUUUCUGAAACUGUUAUAGGCGGUAACAACAUCGUUCUUGAUAGUACUCAGAAAAUCAACACUGCCAACGCAACUCAAAAUUCAGAAGCGCUCAGUCUGGAUACAGGUGAAGAGAAACAAAUCACUGACUACCAAAGCAUUAAAAUAAAAAAGAGCAAACGGAAAAAGCGGAAAGCAGUUCACCAACGCACCAUCGACACAGUUGAUGAAGUGGAUGGCUCGACCACGGCAAACGAAAAAGAAGAGCAACUUACUCAGGAACAUAAAAAAUUUACUGUGAAAGAUGUUAACUUGAACAUUAAAUAUAGGGCUUUCUAUAAUUCGUCGUUUGUAGACGACGAUGAUCUUCAGAGCGCCCUUUCUACACGUCGGCAACAAUUGCAAAGAAAGAGAGCACUAGAUGGUGAAAGUGUUGCUGAUCAAGUCAUGAAGUUACCAAGUCAUUUGAAAAUAGAGCAUUUAGACGGUACAGAUAGCAAUCCGGGACUCGUACUCGAUGCCACAAGAACUUUUGUUGACGCUUUGGAAAAUAAGAACGUUGUCGUUACUUCCCCCGAGCCUAUGUCACACAAUAAUCAGACUAAUGAAGACGGCGUUCCGGCUGCGAAGUUAUCAAUUAAUGAGAAGACUGCAGAUGCUUUUGAUACAGCAAAUGAACAAAAUAACGGAAUGGAUGCAGAGGAAAAUGCCAUUGAAGAAUCGUUAGUUUCCAAAGGUGUUGGCACAGUUCUAAAUAUUCUUAAACAAAAGGGAGUUGUGAAAUUACAGAAUGAUGCUUACGAUCGUGUGCGACGGGAACAACUGUACACACAAUGGGUUGCAAAAAAGCGUCUGCUUCGCGCUGAACUUGAAGAUAAGCGGCAAAGAGAGUUGUAUGCUAAGAGAGAGAAUGAAAAAUGGGAUAAGAUGGUUGCGGAACUUGAAAUGGAACAAUUUCAGGAUUACAAGCCGGAGAUUAACCUACGUUACGUCGAUGAGUUUGGACAGGAAUUGGGUCCAAAAGAAGCUUACAAGUACCUGCUUUCGCAUCAAUUUCACGGUAAGGGUUCAGGAAAAGCUAAGACUGAAAAACGGUUAAAAAAAAUCGAGGAAAUAGAAAAGAACGAGAGAAAACCCAUUUUCUAAAACUCAACAUGAUUAUUCAUCUUUCAGAGUCCAUAUUUCUUUGAAACUUCAGUUGGUAUGCAAUAUCUGGGAUCAAUCGGUUUUAGGUCUGGAUGGCCUAAUAGCGCGAGGCCCGCAAGGGAAAAGCAUGUAUGAUAAACGUCAGCAACGUCUUCCUUUCUGUCCGAGAAGCCCCCGCUGUCCGGAUCUUGACAUGUUUUUAUAAAUUCAAUCAACUUUUCCCGAUCAAUCCAGUCAAUCUUGUUUAUAAUUGCUAGAGGUGAAAGAAUCCACCAGGAGUAGCAAGACUGCGCAUUGCCCGUUAGAAACGCGCGCUUUAUACUAAUAUCCUUUACUUACAUCGGGAAGCUUUUCAGGUCGACCAUUUAAUCCGCCGGAAUUAACUUGUCGUUCACUAAGCCACCAGCCAAGAAAGUUCUCAUCAAUUUGGUCCAAUUUUCUCAGGAUAGCAAGAGCUGCAACACAUGUGAAAACUAAUUUGACCAGGUUAGAUUAAUAAAGUUGUAACAUAUUUUUGUACCAUA